Molecule: messenger RNA, 1017 nt
Organism: Fusarium odoratissimum NRRL 54006
Lineage: Eukaryota; Fungi; Ascomycota; Sordariomycetes; Hypocreales; Nectriaceae
Product: alcohol dehydrogenase
Exons: 2
Coding region: 1-1017 (338 amino acids)
Source: RefSeq, a predicted model, not a curated record
AUGUCUUCUAGGGUUGGGAAGUCUGGUCUCAAAGUCUCACAGAUCAUCCUGGGAUGCAUGAGCUUCGGCGACAAGAACUGGCAACCCUGGCUUCUCGACAAAGACGAAGCUCUCCCGAUCCUCAAGUAUGCCUUCGACAAGGGCAUCAACACGUGGGAUGUCGCCGAUACAUACUCGAAUGGAGAGUCAGAGAGGAUCCUUGGCGCGGCUAUCAAGCACUACAACAUUCCCCGCUCAAAGCUGGUCAUUAUGUCCAAGUGCUUCCAGUUCGUCAAUGAAGAAAAAGGCCCUAUAGAUCCUGCAACUCUCACCAGUAACGAUGGUUCUCGCGUCAACAGAGUCGGCCUCUCUCGAAAGCACAUUCUUGAUGCAGUGGAUCAGAGCGUCGAACGACUGGGCACCUACAUCGAUGUUUUGCAGAUUCACAGAAUGGAUCGUGAUGUUCCGCCAGAGGAGAUUAUGAAAGCACUCAAUGAUGUAAUCGAAAGUGGAAAGGUUCGCUAUAUUGGUGCCAGCUCGAUGGCAGCUUGGGAGUUUCAAAUGCUCCAGAACGUCGCCGAGAAAAACGGAUGGCAUAAAUUCAUCUCCAUGCAAGGUCUAUAUAACCUUCUGUACCGCGAAGAAGAAAGAGAAAUGAAUCCUUACUGCAACUACACCGGCGUCGGUCUGUUCCCUUGGUCUCCCCUUGCCGCGGGAGUUCUUGCACAUUCCUGGACCGACAGAACAGAUGCUCGAGAGCAGAAGGACCCCUUCCUCAAGCUCCUAUUCCGCGGUGAAGACCAAAACGCUGAUCGAGCCAUUGUUGACCGUGUUGAGCAGUUGGCUCAGAAUAAGGGUGUCGCUAUGGCUCAGAUCGCGCAGUCUUGGCUGAUUGUGAAGGGAUGCAUGCCUAUCUGCGGUUUGGAGAGUAAAGAAAGAAUCGAUCAGGCAAUGGGGGCCCUUCAGGUAACACUGAGCGAUGAGGAGAUCGCGUAUCUCGAAGAGCUCUAUGUUCCCAAGGUGCCAUUCCCUUUCUGA